Molecule: messenger RNA, 1724 nt
Organism: Branchiostoma floridae (Florida lancelet)
Lineage: Eukaryota; Metazoa; Chordata; Leptocardii; Amphioxiformes; Branchiostomatidae
Exons: 4
Coding region: 501-1655 (384 amino acids)
Source: RefSeq, a predicted model, not a curated record
GAGCCUGCACCGGUCGUGGCUUCCAUCGCAAACUUCUGGAGUGGAGACGUCUAUCUUUUUAACACUAGCUAAGAUGUUCUAUGACAGGAGCGGCAAAACUCCAUUUCCCAGCAAGGAGUACUUUUUAGCCCAUUUUAAAAAUCGCGAAUCAGCGCUCCCCAGAAAAAUCGGCCGCCCUACUAGUCUGCUAAAGAUUACAUGAUUAGUCGCACCCGAUGGUUUUGAAGGUUCAUGAAGUGAUCUCCGCCUCUCAUGUGAAGCUGCACAGAAGCUGACCGUGCUUAGUAUGCAAGGUCACGUCAGACUGGUGAAUAAUUCCGACACGCCAGCAAUUACCUCCGACCGACCCGUCCUGUACGAUCGGAGCUGAGGCAUGAGGCGACCAAGGCUGUCGCCGAGAUGCUAGUCCGUGUUUGAUCGCCCACCGGACGACACACCUGCGGAACGGAGAACAAACAGCGCAGGAUCUUCCACAACCGCAAACCAAAACACAGCUCUGAAUGAUGGCGUCACCGAAAGUCACAUUCCUGCACACCGUCAACAACUUCGCGGUGGUGGGGCUGCUGAUCACCCCGCUGGUGGUGAGCUACUGGCGGGGCACGUGGGGGCUCAUGGACCAGCUCCUCCUGCCGCAGCAUCUCGUCUCCAGCGCCUGGGUCUCCGUAGCCAUCGGCGUCCCCCUGCUGCUGCUCCUCAACCUGCUGCAGGCCCCGCUACGCCGACUGGCCGGCAGGACCGACUCGUGCGUGCUUCGUCACGCCUGCCACGUCCUCUACGUCUACGUGCACGGCUUCGCCAACGUCAACCACUGGCGCGGCGUGUGGAAGCUGCUGGACGGGUACACCGGCAUCACCGUCCCGAGCGCCGUGGCGUGCGCCGCCCUCGCCGUGGUGGCGAAGACCGCGAUGCGAACGCUGUACAACCUCCUGGCCCCGCCCGUCCUGGUGGCGACCGACUUCAGCAGCGACCCGUUCACCAUCACCACCCGCUUCAGGACCGACUCCAGCGGCUGUUCGCUGAGGUUCGCUCUGGACGCGCUCUUCACCGUGACGUUCAUGGGCUCCGCGGUGGUGCUCUUCUGGCGCGGCACCUGGGAAAUGUUCGACCUGUUCCUGUUUCCCGAUAACAAACAGCUGACGGCGCUGUCCUGCCUCGCCAUUGGCUACAUCCUGUACCUGGUGCAGACGGUCCUCCAGUUCCCGGCGAUGCGCCUGAGCAGGAGGCUGGAGAAGUACCUGGUCUUACAGGUGGUUCUGGAGGAUAUCUUCAACCUGGUGUCAGCUGUAUGUGCGGUGAGUUACUGGCGCGGCGUGUGGCUCACCUGCGACCUGGUGCUGCUGCCUGACGCUCCGACGCUGAGUCUGCUGGUGUCGCACGCCGUGGGGACAGGUGUGCUGUACCUGGCGUGCGCCGGACGCAGCGUCAUCGUCACCGGCUGCGUCAUCGACGGAGAGGCUAAGGACGGGGCAGGCGUCCGGCUGGGGCACUACCUGAGGAUGGAGGAUCUUCUCUCACAGUACCGACCACAGAGCCCAGGGGACGGAGAAGAGCCGCAGGCGAACCAGGUCCAGAUGGACAAGGUGCCGGGGAGAAAAGCCAACUCCGCAAGAGCCGAUAUCGUGGUGGAUGACAUGGUUCAACAGUCUAGAUUUUAAUUUAACUUCGUCGUAUAGGGAGAAGAUCACAUUUGUGAAGAACCAAGUGCAAGGUAGCGGUUACUCGAU